This is a messenger RNA of Eubalaena glacialis (North Atlantic right whale), 1171 nucleotides long. RefSeq names its product cytochrome c oxidase assembly factor 8-like. Gene Ontology annotation, biological process: intrinsic apoptotic signaling pathway. Gene Ontology annotation, cellular component: mitochondrion. The record is from RefSeq and is a predicted model, not a curated record. The transcript is spliced from 4 exons. NCBI's taxonomy places the organism in Eukaryota, Metazoa, Chordata, Mammalia, Artiodactyla, Balaenidae.
AUGGCUUGGCUACAAACGCACGCCGAGAGUCGCCGCCGCGGCCGCUCUCGGCCGCGCCGGAGACUUCAAACGAGGCCAGCGCGGCCCAGCACUCGCGGCGAGUUCGCGGGCGGCGGCGUGGGGGUGGCCGCAGCAGCCUCAGGCGCGGUCACCGCCUCUCCGCCCGGUGCCGCCCGCUUCCUGUCGGCAUCCUGGGAGCCCCUCCAGCGAGAGAUGCUCUGUCAUCCUGCGCGAAGCCUGGUCCAAGGCGGGGGCCGGCGUUCAGAGGUCAGCCCGGCUCCGGAGCAGAGUGCGCGACUGCGGUCUCCAGGUAGAACCGCUUUCCGGGCCUGGGCGGUCCUUGGCGUCUCAGCCCCAGCCCGAAGGAUACCCGGGGGCAGGCGGCAGCCACCAGUGAGCGCCAUUGCUAGGUGCCUUAAGCCACUUGGUUUUGUGCACACGAAUGCUCUACCAAGUCUGGAGUGGGACCAGAGAUUGUGCCGUUCUAACAACCUUCCAGGCGACGCUGAUGUUGCUGGUCUGCAGACCACAUUCGGAGCUGUGCGUCGCGGGAGCCGCCGGACGGCAGCCACGGCGGCCUUGCGACCCCCGAGGAGGGCCCUGCUUCCUCUCUGCCGCGCCUUCUCUGGCGGCGGCUGCCAGCCAGCCCCCGAGCGCGGUGGUGAGUGCAGGGAUGCCGCGCCGAGCCGGGUCUCAAGAGUCUGCCCUCCAAGAAAAUCUUGCCAUGAUUGGAUAGGACCCCCAGAUAAAUAGUCAAACCUUCGACCUGUUCACUUUUACAUCCCUGAAAAUGAAUCACCAUUGGAACAAAAGUUAAGAGAAUUAAGACAAGAAACACAAGAAUGGAACCAACAGUUCUGGGCAAACCAGAAUUUGACUUUUCUUAAGGAAAAAGAAAACUUUAUUGACUCAAGACUAAAAGCCAAAGGCCUGGAACUGAGAGCUGAAUCAGGUCAAAAAGCAACAUUGAAUGCAGAAGAAAUGGCUGACUUUUACAAGGAAUUUUUAAGUAAAAAUUUUCAGAAGCACAUGUAUUACAACAGGGACUGGUACAAGCGUAAUUUUGCCAUCACCUUCUUCAUGGGAAAAGUGGCCCUGGAGACGAUUUGGAACAAGCUUAGACUGAAACGAAAGAAGACCAGCAAUUAGGAGCCCGCCCUGACCCACCCGC